AUGAUGAAGUUGGGAUCGCUGAUGAUCGUUUUGGUCUUAUUAACCCAUGCCUUGAUCACCGAUGGUAAGGCAAAAUAGUCAGAAAAAAGAAACGGUCAAUUCAAUAAAACCAAUGCCAGCAGGUGUAGAAACCAUAAUGGCCGUCAGUAUUCAUGUUUCCCGUAGGAAAUUUACAAUUACAAAUAGCUUUUGUCUUCUAUUAUCCUAAUGUUGAGGAACAAGUGCUUGAUUGAUAAUACCAGCGUAGCCGAACUCUGUGAACGUACAAUUAAAGGGGUGAACUCUUUUCCAAGGUGUCAAAUCUAAGUACACUGUAAUAUAAUAACUCCGGUUUUUCAGUUCUAGAAUUAUUCCUGAAGAUUUCAGGCUACAAUGCAUCAAUAAAUAAAAACGUUUUAUUUUACUGAGCUGUCUUAUGAAUAGCCGUUCUUAAAUGCUUCAGGGUUUGUCACUAUACGUAAAAGCACUUAACUUCCUUUAUCACUUGAGAGAAACCUUAUUCGUCUAAAAACAGAUAGAAAUGACAUUGCUUCGCUUUCAGUUUCUCUCAAAAUGGUUUUAUGAAUCAGAACUGCUGCGCUGCUUUCACGAUUUACAAAUAAGAGUAUAGUAGAUGUACCUGGGUUAUCGCUUAACUUUUGCCAAAUUAAAGAUGACGUUUUUAACUUCAACUACCAGAAUUUAGUUAUUUCAUUUUUACUUUCUAAUUUAAAUUUACUAUUCUGGUAGUUGUAAUCAACAUCAAAGUGAUGUUAUGGUGUCCUAUUAAGCAACUAAUCCUUUGCCGUAGUUACUUACGAUCAGAGUCAGCCAAUCAAAACGUAGCCAAUCUAUCAAACGCUCUGCACGUACAUCCGUCAUGUACAUGUUACAUUUUCAUUUUGCCACUGCAUAUCUACAGCAUUGUUGGAUUUUUUAAGGGGGCUAUAAAUACACGACGAGCAAUUUUUCUGAAUCCUCAUGAAUUUGGACGUAAGUCCAUAACUUCGCCUAUAUUUGAUAAAUUUAGCCACUUGAAAUAAUGAUCGCGGAGAAACAUUAAUUUCAGUCGCGUCGCAUUUGAUUGGGUAUAUCAAAGGAUUGGAGAGCUUAAGCAAGGCCAUUUUUGAACGACGCUCGCGCGUCAGCCGGAAGUGGACGUUUUGCCUUUUUGGGCAGCGACCUUGGCCGUUUUUUGGGACAAAUCGUCUGUAUAUGAGUAAAGAAGCUUAACAAGACAGAUUUGGUAGCAACAAGGCAUAUUAAAAUGAAGAAGGGCACACUUAGGGUCGACGUGCGUCGUCUAAAAAUGUCCUUGCUCAAGCUCCCUAAUGAUAAACUUAAUACACGUGCGGUUGUUUUUUUGCUCACAAUCAUGUUGUUGCCGGUCGCCAUCGCCGUCGUAGUUUCCUUAGGUCAUUACAAUUGUGAGACCGGUGGCGAUGAACAGUGGAGUCAACUAGACUAAAGUUAAAAAAACUUUAGCAAUGUACACAAUUGAACUACCUAUCUAAAUCUAUGGAUCCGCCCUCGCUGUGGGCAAACCUUGGUUUAUUGAGAUUUUGGGGGAUGCCAUUCCCAAAGAAAGAAGACAUGUUCGUGUUUAGAGCUAAGCUGCUUCGCCAUGUUCAAACGUCAGAGACGUUUUAUCGUUUUACUAAGUGAGAUUAUUUACUUGCGUUAAAAGAAAACCUGGGGAAGGAUGGACAUUAUAUAUUUAACAAUUAUUCCACGAGGGCACGUUGGAUAUGAGAUGAUAGAUAGCCAACGAGGCGCAUAGCGCCGAGUUGGCUAUAAUCAUUUCAUAUCCAACAAGCCCGAGUGGAAUAAUUGUUUUAUUAAAAACGCCCACAAAAUCUCGUUGAUUCGACCCGACUCGAGCAAACCGGAAAAGACAAGGGACUUCCGCUAUUCACAUGUCACACGUCUAUCAAAACUGUCAACGCGCGAACGGACUCGCCAAGACUGCAUGAAUGAAAAAUCAAAACAUUGUAGCGAUGAACAUUAGUUUUUUAAAAACUCAUCGUGAUUCUAGGAUUUUACACAGCAAAACAGCUUAAAAAACCUUGCAGAUAAUGUGAAGGAAAGGAAUUUUUAAGUGACAGCCGUCGAAAUUACUAUGACUUUGGAUUUUCGGUGCAGUUAUAAAAGUAAGAACAACGGAGAAAAACUACCGGUAUUACCUCGGUCGCUUGUUAUGAAGUUGUUUGAAGCCACAAGCUGGUUUUGCUGAACGAGAAAAGAAGCUAUACUGCCGCCUCGAUUGCUCUAGUGAAUGGCUGCAUAGCCUGUAUUUGUAGCUGGUUACUUGUGAUUUAUAUUCUUGAUGUCGGAUAAACAAGCUGCAGUUAUCUAUCGGCGAGUGACUCGAUCGGUGAAUGGCUUCGCGACCAUGAAGAAACAACACUUGUCUUCUUUCGUAGCUGGUCAAGGUACUUUAGUUCCAUGUGUUUUCAUGUGUUUUUCCACAAACUUUCAAACAAGCUCUUGCGGCUUUUUUGUUUGUUUUUGUCUUUUUUCUUUCGUUGAAAUUGCAUUUCUAGUAUUCUAAGAAAUGAGUUAAAACGAUUUGCUUCGGGCGCCGUGCUAUCCUUCGCGAAAAAAAUCUCAGCUAGCUUCCAAUUUUAAACUGACGCGUACACCGACCAUAUAUGGAGAACAUGGUAUAUUAGCUCAUAUGCCAUAACGGCUAAGCCAAUCAAAAUGCUAGAAUUGCAUUAUCCAAUGAUUCAGUUUUUGAUAAAGUUAAUUAGUUCAUACAAGGAUCUUUACAUUUUUCUUAAAUUAUGAGCUCCUCGUUGAAUCAAUCUAGGGAAAAUAAUGGAAAGGCAAUCAAUCAAGUUUGCAGACUUCUCGGGAAACAGAAGAAAGACCUAAAAUAACUUUGAAAAUUGGCACUCAAUGGCGCAAAGGUCUACAAUUCUCGAUCUGCAGUUUUAUUUUUCGAAACUUAGAGCCGUUUUUAGUAAACCUCUCCACUGUUUAGUAAAUUGACACUGUAUGGGUAUUAUACAUCAAACCUGAAUAUUGGAGAAUAUGAAAACCUUUAUAAUUUUUUUUUUGAAGAAUUCUCUCAGUUAGAGGUAGAGCCGAGCAAUGUAGCAUAUAAAUAUGUAAAGCUCACAAACAAGGAUAGAGAAAGGAAAAAAAGCCGAGAUAAAUAAAAUUAAGAUAUUAUUAAUUUGCAAUCAAGCAGAGUUUUCAAGAAAUUUUCGUUAUUGUGUUGGGUAAAUCAAUAUAAUCAUUUUCAUCUGAAAGUUUUUGGACUAAAGUGUCGUGGAUAUUGCCUUAAAGCUACAUACUGAGAACUGCUACUCGUCAUUUUAUUGACUACUUUCCUUUUGUCUCUCACAGGUACUUGCGUGAAGAAAUUGGACAUAGUAGUAGUCUUGGAUGACUCAACAAGUGAAGGAAUUGAUGGCUUUCAUUCAAUAAAAGAGUUUGUGAUCGGUUUAAUGAGGGAUAUGGAAGUAGGCCCGGAUAAAACUAGUGUAUGCCUAAUACUAGUGCACCUUAAUCCGACCGUGGAGUUUAACUUUAAGAAUUAUUCCUCCAAACUUGAACUGGAAAUGGCUGUUUCUGAGCUGAUCUACAGUAAAGGAGCAACAGGUAAUAUUAGUCAUCUUCCUUACAAACAUAAAACUAAUUUAUCGGCUGGUCUGAGAUUGCCUAAAAAAAUGGAAACUCCCCAGUCGCUUUCAUUUUCACGGUAAGUUGAUAUAAUUUUGGGCACAAAAAAAACCUCGGGAACUCAAAGUUUAAAUUUUCUUUGAGUGGACAACCGCCCACGUUUUAGUUUUUUCAAGCUUCUCCUUGUAUAAGUGAGACAUAAAUAAAAACGGACGUACUACAGGCAUUAUUAUAAACUGAUGUACGGCAGGCGGUGAUGUAUAAUCUCGUCGUCACUAAGUUUCUUCUAUCUGUUUCUAUGGCAGUUAAUAUCAAGUGUUGUCCGGUUAAUUUCUCCCAUUCAUCAAAUCUAGAACCACAUCUCCUCUAGUGAGUUUUUGUGGGGGAGUGCAGCGUUUUCAACAGGCCUAUGAAAAAUACGGCCUAAGUAGAAAGAACCAUCAAUGUCAAGAAUAUGAACUCCUCUUGAUUUCGAUCCGUUUCAUAACUCCUCUCUAAGGUGAUGUUACACGAGGCGAUUCGCAACGACGAUUUUAAGCGCAACAUUGUUGCGACAUUGUUUCGAAUGGCCACAACAUUGCUCCAACAUUGCAACGCUGUGUUUCGCUAAAAAUUGCCGUUGCGAAUCGUCCCGUUCAACAUCACAUUUACUGGUUCCGCAAUCUUCGUUUACAGGGAUUAAAGAUAGUUUGAAGAAGGCGGCAGCUGAACUUUUUAACCCACAGGCUGGCGCAAGACCCGAAGCGACGAAGUUUCUAAUUGUCUUCUCUGACGGCGACUUCAUCCCUUUCUCGUUAGUAAGUAUCAGAAAGUUGUUUGGCUCAGCUCAGUUUAAAAGUGAGGUAGGCUAAAAAUUAUUACCACGCAAACUAGUUUGGGCUGACGACAUAAGCCUUAUGUUCCAGAUGCUACGCCUAUGCUAUCGUCAGAAUAGGUCCUUUUAUGUUCGUCCUAACCACGCUCGACAUCACCAUCAGGGUCUAAGGCCGCACGUUAUCAUGGCGUCUUCAUCACGAAUUUUAAAUGAAGGAAAAUGUUAAACUCAAAUUGAAAGAAAAGAAAAUGAUACGAGACAAGAUCUGUUGUAAGGAGCUUUAAUUCCUCCAAUAUUGAUGACGUUAGCUUAGACUGGUGAUGAAAAAACUUUCUUAAGCCUGGUUUUCACUAGCGACGGAGUUGGAGUCAGAAUCGUAAGUGGAGGGUUAUAACAGCGCUUACGACCUUGUAAAAAUCAAACAUUGGGGUCGUAAGCGGAGUCAUAGGAGCGACGGAAUCGAAGCCGGAAGAAUCAGAACGUUUCCAUUUUCUUCUGAUUCCGCUUAUGAAUCCGUCGCUUACAAUCAACUGAACACCAGAUAGUCGGAGUAGGAAGCAGAUCAAUUACUUCUUUCGCUACUGUUUGCGACUCCGACACUGCCUAGUUUUUAUUUGAUCGCGGAAUCAGAACGCUGCUUUCACUCCAACUCCGACUCCGUCGCUAGUGAAAACCAGCCUUAAUGAACGUCUUUUUUCACCUCAAUUAAACCUACAGGAUGACUGGAUACGCGGCAUCAAUGUACUGGCUGUAGGAAGCGGACAAACAAUCUACGAGGAUUCGCUGAAGAAACUUGUUAAACAACCAAUAAAAGACUUUUUCACUACCAACGAGAAUACACCAAAAAAUGUGACAGCACGCAUAAGGGAAUUGGCUGAAAGGAAAUGUGCCUAA
Messenger RNA from Porites lobata, 5317 nucleotides. Lineage: Eukaryota; Metazoa; Cnidaria; Anthozoa; Scleractinia; Poritidae. The record is from the annotation of a GenBank genome assembly.